AUUGCCGAAAUUUAACGAACGCGCUGAACACUUUCCUUGGAACGCUGCCGAUCGAGCUGGUGCGCACGCUCUUUCAUCGAACACGCGGAUCCUCGAAUAGCGUGCGUUUCGUUCGAGGAUCAAGAUCGAGCGGCCGCCGCAUAAUUUUUCAUCGACGAAACGAUAGAACACGCUAUCUGUUAGCGUUCUAUAGAACACCGGCGGUCGGCGUUUAGCGCUGCGCGUGACAAUACCGGUCCUCGAACAGCUGGAAGUCCAACGCGAUACACGCGAGGAACGAUGGGACGAGCUGCCCGGUUAUGUGUCUCGUUUUUAAUCGGCACGCCGGUACGUAACGUUAAGCAUUUUCCAUUUACAAGGAUACCCAAUCCCAUUGAAACGGGCAGCGAAUAGUUUCCCGGAUCUCUAUCGCCGGCAACAAGUAAUAACGCAACCCUUGCGCAACCGUACAGACCAUGAUGGCCGGAAACGCCGCGGAAUCGUUUGGAAAAUGAAACUUUGUUCGAAACGUUUCCGCGAAUAACUGUCAGGAAGUUUGAUAGGUGGAAUUUUCAUCGGGUGCGCAUCUACGUGAUCGCUAUCGAAAUUUUCAGCCAUUUAUACGUGAUCCCGCGUUGUGUGCACGCCCGUGUGUAAUUCCUAUCAGGGUGUACAGACGAUAAUGUCAGCCGAGUUAAAUCACGCAGCGAUAUCUAAUUUCGCUGGUUGUUUCAUGCGUUCGGACGACCCGUGACUACACUCAUGACUAAACUCAACGAGAAAUACAUUUGUACGAUCGGACUCGUUUAAAAUGUACAACCAUAAAGUCUAUUAGAAACGAACAUCAAGGUGUUUGUAUAUUUAUUUGAAACAACGCGCGUUUGUUUUCCCGCCGAUCGAACUCGUCGUAAGUCAACGGUGAAAGUAAGUCGCGAUUUCGAAUUAUUUCGCGCAUUGGAGAUUUGAAAUUCGACCGUUAAGAAAACGGUCUACCGAUUCGGAGGGUUUUAAGGCGCCGUUUUUCAAGCGCGUAGUGCGCAGCCGCGAGCGGCGCCGGCUGCGCGCGCAGCUGCGGCCGACCAAUCGGCGGGUCGGGUGGUAGAGGGUGCUCCGAUCGAUGCGCUUGGCCUGGGAGCGUGCGCCAGUGGCCGAGCGUUGACAGCGCGAUAAGCGUCGCGGUGGAUCGAGCCACAUAUAAAUCUAGCUCUGUAGGUGUUGCGGUUCUAUAUCCCGUUUUCUCGCGUUCCCUUAAUUGAAAUCCUGCGGCCCGCGUCUUUGUCGCCCGUUUGCCGAUGCCGUCGCGCGUCCCGCGAUGAAACGAUGAAGCUGACGAGCACGAGCAACGACGAUUGUCAGGAAGAUGCCGGUAAACCGCUUCUCGCACACGGGAAAUGUGGCCCAGCCGGACACUGUCGCGUCCUAAUCGUGAGUAACUUGGAAUAUCGCUUGUCCCGCGAGGAUCCCUGCUCACGGAGGCAAACACUUGAUUCCUGUCCAACCGUUUUCUUCGAGAGAACGAACUACCGUCCCCAUGCUUGGCAGCGCCUUUCCCGGGACCACUUUAGUUGCAGAGCCUCUCGAGGAUGGGUUCCCGAAGAAGCGGGUCCAGCGGGAGCCGGGCGAACGCGGGCGUUCUCAAGGAACGCGCCAACAUGUCGUUCAUGCUGGUGGUGAUGUUCUUCGCAGUGUUCGGCAUGAUCGUGCUUACAGAGAUAUUCCUGAUCAACGAGAGGCGUGGCGUGGGCGUAAGUGGCACGGGAGCUCUAGGAGGUCACAGGAGCGGGCAUCGAUUGCCGGCUGCGCCAGAUCGGCCAGAUUAUGGAGAACUCGGAGCUGAAGAUUAUAUUGGGUUGAAGGGCAGCUUCGACGAUCAUAUCGGAUUAUUGGUGCACGGGGAGGACGGAGGGCAGAAGACCGCGAUACAACUGGACCCGAGAGGUUUGCCGAGCUUGCCGCAGAACUUGGAAGCCCGUUUGCCGCAACCUGAUCAGAGCUUGAGGAUCACGGACGCCGAAUGGUUGCCGGUCACGAAAACCAGAUUCAAAUUCUUCGUGUACUCGGCGUACUUCGACGACAGGGUGGGCGGCGCGGGCACGCCGGCAGGCAAAAAGCAGGGCAUGGUACGCAUAAUAAGCGCCACCAAGACCAGAGGACCGGAGCCCGUUUGGUGUAGAUUUUGGUAUCGGACGGAGAACGGGGGGAACGUGACCGCUUCCGUGACGGUGGCUGCUAAAGUGAAGGUGAUCAGAGAGAAUUGGAACUUGAAGUACAGCGCCUGUUUCGUGAUUUGCCCGUUACCGAAGGAGUCGCCGGCGACCGAUAGAGUACCGGAAACGGUGAGCGUUGUGGCGAGGUUGAAAGCAGCCCCAACCAACCGUAUCCUUGUGCAAAAUCGACCGGAAAGCAGGACGGACGACAAGGAAUUGUUGGCCGUUUGCGUGAAACCUUUGCACUACGACUACAACAGGGUGCUGCAACUUGUGGAAUUCAUCGAGUUGCACGGGCUGCUUGGCGCCACGCACGUGACCCUUUACAACGACACGGUCGGCGCAGAAGCCGGAUGCGCUCUCAAGUACUACGAAGCGAAAGGUCUCGUGACCGUGCUACCUUGGCACCAUUUGGACAUGAUUUCACAGCACGAGAUCCGCACGGAAGGGCUGUUUGCCGCCCUCAACGAUUGCCUUUACCGAUCGAUGUACAAAUACGAGUACGUGGCGUUGGUGGACCUCGACGAGUUCAUUAUACCGAGGCACAACGACACGAUCAUUGAUCUCAUAAGAUGGAUGAGCAGCCGCAUAAAUACCAAGUCGACCGGAGCGUAUUCAUUCCAAAACGCUUUCUUUUACCUCCAAUGGGCGGACGACCCGUUCAUAGUGACGAGUCGGACACCGAUCGAAGCCGGCCUCAUCACACUAAGGAAGACAAGACGCAGAGCAAAGCUGCACCCGCACAAGCAACGCUCCAAAUACAUUUGCAAGCCCCAGAACGUCGUGGAGGCCGGCAACCACUUUGUCUGGGAGUUCAUUCCAGGACACGGUACCCUAAACGUGCCCUCGGACGCCGCGAUCCUCCAUCAUUACCGGGUCUGCGAGUUCGGCGGCGACGACUGUAUCAAGACCCAAUCGGUAGUCGAUCGAACGGCCUACAAAUACAAAGAUAGAUUGGCGGAGAACGUUGGCAAGACUUGGACGGACCUGAGCAGCGAGUGUCUGCUGCCUAAAUUGGAACCGGUACCGCCAAUCACCCAGCGAACGAAGACGGGUCCCUUGUUGAAACUGGUCAGGUAGCAGAAGACCAUCGUGGACGAACUGUGGGAGAUCGGUAACUUCACCGGCACACCGAAGGUAGCCAGGACUUAUUUCUACAACUACGGUGGCCCUUGACUCGUGUUUUUCUACCCUUUCUCGGGCCACAAAUCUCGUCUCCGGCGAACGGAAACCGGAGAACGGUGCCUGUCCGACAGUGACGGAGGCGCGACGCUCAUCGACAAAGUUGACGAAUACAUAAUAUUUUUCUACGUGAGAAAGACGCGCGAUCGGCCGGAACAACACGGGAACACGUGUACUCCGCGUCCUGGGCCGAUCGCGCAUCUCUUACGCUAUGGUGCUUCUUUCACGAUUUUAUACCUAUACAUUUACCUAGACGUUCGUUUCUGUUCCAUACUACGUCCGAUCUACGCGGGAACCGACUGCAUCGGUUCGUGGAUGUUUGUUACGCAGGGCCUACACCUCGGUCUACACCGCCGGCUAUAACGUGAGAUUCGAUAUUUAAAUACUGUUGUCUUGUUGAUACGUUCUUUUUCGAACACACCUAUAAGUCCGCACAACGUAUAAAGAAAACAUACGCAUAUCCAUAGGAUCAAUACCUAGCCGUAGUUUAUGUAUGUAUAAUAUGUAUCUAGAACAUCCAGUGUAUUUAAUCUAUAGCGAGCGCGUAGCGAAUGCGUAAUGUUUAAAAGAAGCAACAAAAGAGAAAUGUAACGGAAAUGAUGGACCGCCGUUUACACCCUAGCUGUUCGUGCCCGGUUGAUUGGUGACGCUGCAGGACAGCCAUCUUAGAUGGCUUGGACUCGCCGUACUCGCGACGUGUGUAUUUUGGUGAGACUUCGACCGUUUUGAACAUGUCCGAAUGUGUGGGUCUUUCGAAUGGAUUUUUUUCAAGCGUACACUCAUCAGCUUCGUCGAAACGAAACGUUUCAGUUGUUCGUUUAGGAAAUUGAUUUUAGUUCAUCUUUGUUUCCGGAAUCGGCGUGGACUUGACGUUGUAACGAUUUCGCUCGUUGUCGACCAGUUUCGCGAAUAUUUUCUCAUUCAUCGCUCGGUGAAAGUACUUUUAUGGACGAGCAUCGUUACACGAAAAGCGUGGUCACGUCAGGCGAAAGAGGCUCGCCGUGUUGUUGAUCGUUCACGCGACCGCCGCGCCGGGAUAGAACGGAUUUUUAGCUGCGCCGGUCACGCGAGCAGGCGUCGCGUCGCGCGGCAAUUAAAACGACAACCCGUUUCUAUUCGUUUCGUAAGGGUUACAUUUUUUACACGCACAUACGUUUAUGUAUAUAUGUGUAUACACAGGCGUGUACGUGCAUCUACGUACGCAGCACGUAGGAUAGGCGAAUUACAUACAUGUGAUCGGUGCUGAGCCAGAAUCAACGCGUGGUGUUUGCUCGCGUUGAAACAGAGAGUUAAUAAAUAUUAUACGUCGACAAUAUGUAUUUUGAUUCCCUUGAAAAUAUAUUUCGUAACGCGUGUCUGGAAUGUAGCGUUCCAUUGAUUGGUGCUCGCUAAGAUUGAGUUGUGGUCUUUUUACGGUAAACAUGUGUAUCGAGGAUUUAGGGAAGAGGCACGAUGAAGGAUACCGCGAUGGUGCUUUUUAUUGUUGUACAAAUUUAGAUCGAACUUGAUACAAGGGAAAAAUGUCGAGGGUAAAUCUGGUAGCGUUAAAUGCGAUGCGAAAAGCGUGCGCCGAUCCGUGGAACACUGUACGCGUGAUGUUACACAAAACGAUUGGGUUCUGAAUUAUUUGACAAAGCUAUAUAUACGUGCGUCUUAAGUGUUUUUUACUGACGUUACAGUUUACAAUGAGUCUGGAGGAGUAAUCGAACGCAUUACUUUUUAUCAAAUAUCUAUUUACAGUUGUAUUGUAAAAAAUCUGCGUGACACUGAUCGAUAAUUACACGAACGGUAUAUUUUGUAGUUUUUGUAACUGUCUUUUUAUAAGGGUUAAAAAUCCUCA
Molecule: messenger RNA, 5208 nt
Organism: Nomia melanderi (Alkali bee)
Lineage: Eukaryota; Metazoa; Arthropoda; Insecta; Hymenoptera; Halictidae
Cellular component (GO): cytoplasm
Molecular function (GO): glycosyltransferase activity
Source: RefSeq, a predicted model, not a curated record